AACUACUGGCAGCGCAGGCCGGCAGCAUCCACGGAGGGACCCGCUCCUCCCAGAAGGCGGUGCAGCCGCCAGGACGAGCCCCGCAGAGGGUUGUGGGGCGGGUAGCUCCCCUCCACAUGGAGGCUCGCGGAGUGGGGUGGGCGGGGGACUCCAUGUCCCAGCAUGCCCCGCGCUGGGCCCGACCGGCCGCGACUCCGGGCUUGGCCCCGGCCCUAGCUCAUCGGCGGUGAGUGGGGCGCGUGGAGGCUGCAGUCACGGUGGCGCCCGCGGGGACGGAGGAGGGAAUGAGUGAAGAGGAGCAGGGCUCCGGCACGACCACGGGCUGCGGGCUGCCCAGUAUAGAGCAAAUGCUGGCCGCCAACCCGGGCAAGACCCCGAUCAGCCUUCUUCAGGAGUAUGGGACCAGAAUAGGGAAGACGCCCGUGUACGACCUUCUCAAAGCCGAGGGCCAAGCCCAUCAGCCUAAUUUCACCUUUCGGGUCACCGUUGGCGACACCAGCUGCACUGGUCAGGGCCCCAGCAAGAAGGCAGCCAAGCACAAGGCAGCUGAGGUGGCCCUCAAACACCUCAAAGGGGGGAGCAUGCUGGAACCGGCCCUGGAGGACAGCAGUUCUUUCUCUCCCCUAGAUUCUUCGCUGCCUGAGGACGUUCCUGAUUUUAUUGCUGCUGCAGUUGCUACUCCUGUUCCAUCUGCUGGCCUCACCAGAACUCCCCCCAUGGAGAUGCAGCCCCCUGUCUCCCCUCAGCAGUCUGAGUGCAACCCUGUUGGUGCUCUGCAGGAACUGGUGGUGCAGAAAGGCUGGCGGUUGCCAGAAUAUACAGUGACCCAGGAAUCUGGGCCAGCCCACCGCAAAGAGUUCACCAUGACCUGCCGAGUGGAGCGUUUCAUUGAGAUUGGCAGUGGCACUUCCAAAAAGCUGGCAAAGCGGAACGCAGCUGCUAAAAUGCUGCUUCGUGUGCACACGGUGCCGCUGGAUGCCCGGGAUGGCAACGAGGCAGAGCCUGACGAUGACCACUUCUCCAUUGGUAUGGGCUCCCGUCUGGAUGGACUUCGGAACCGGGGCCCAGGUUGCACCUGGGAUUCUUUGCGAAAUUCAGUGGGAGAGAAGAUCCUGUCCCUUCGCAGUUGCUCCCUGGGGUCCCUAGAUGCCCUGGGUUCUGCCUGCUGCGGCGUCCUCAGUGAGCUCUCCGAGGAGCAAGCCUUCCAUGUCAGCUACCUGGAUAUUGAGGAACUAAGCCUGAGUGGGCUCUGCCAGUGCCUAGUGGAACUGUCCACCCAGCCAGCCACCGUGUGUCAUGGCUCUGCAAGCACCAGGGAGGCAGCCCGCGGCGAGGCUGCUUGCCGUGCCCUGCAGUACCUCAGGAUCAUGGUGGGCAGCAAGUAGAGCCCCAGCUGGACUCACGGAUGUGCAUCCUUUGCUCUCUGCCCUUCCUGCCUCUGGGCCCUUGCAUCUGCCCAUCUGGAACCUUCUGGAGGUGCCAUCUCUACCUCUGACACAGACUGCCUGCUCUGAGGCUGAGGAAAGCACAGGGCUAGGAGCCAGGACCAUAGGGUCUUAGCUGGCUCAAGAUCCGUCCUCAUUCUGGGAGGAUGAGUGGGGGAAAUGGGGCUCUACUAGAGUCCAGAAUAAACAAUGCUGCACCUUGGUUUUGUAAACUC
Dipodomys spectabilis (banner-tailed kangaroo rat) is the source of this 1660-nucleotide messenger RNA. RefSeq names its product TARBP2 subunit of RISC loading complex (gene Tarbp2). Gene Ontology annotation, biological process: regulation of siRNA processing; regulation of miRNA processing; regulation of viral transcription. The transcript is spliced from 9 exons. The coding region runs from base 285 to 1385 and encodes 366 amino acids. Gene Ontology annotation, cellular component: RISC-loading complex. Gene Ontology annotation, molecular function: double-stranded RNA binding; siRNA binding; pre-miRNA binding. NCBI's taxonomy places the organism in Eukaryota, Metazoa, Chordata, Mammalia, Rodentia, Heteromyidae. The record is from RefSeq and is a predicted model, not a curated record.